This is a messenger RNA of Daphnia carinata, 1349 nucleotides long. RefSeq lists its product as uncharacterized. The transcript is spliced from 5 exons. Lineage: Eukaryota; Metazoa; Arthropoda; Branchiopoda; Diplostraca; Daphniidae. The record is from RefSeq and is a predicted model, not a curated record. Bases 393 to 995 code for a protein of 200 amino acids.
GACUGUGGGGGGUAGUGAAACCUGUGUUCGAAAGUUUUUGUGAAGUAUGUCACAUUCCAAGGGAAAAUUCAAGCAAAUCUAAUGGUGGUUCUGUGUGUUUUCGUCCUAGAGUGUGUUUUGCAAGUGAAGCCCACAAAAUGCUUGGUUUUUAUGUUACAUGUCUUGUAAUCACCUAUGUCAACUGUCAAAACAAACAACUAUUCGCAACCCAUUAUGUUGCAUUCAUCAAACUAUUCUGGUGCUCAUUGAGAGGUUAAGCUCAUGAAACUUCAUUUGUAAAGGAUACUUCCCGUUGAGGAAUGUCACCAAAGAUGCAAAUCCUAUGGCGCCAACUGUAACCACAGCCAUUUCAACAAUUGUAAUCUCUACUUAGCCUACCAACAGACAUAGACAUGUACCUCAAUACAAUUUCUAUUGGACUGCCAUCUCUUUGCUGUCUGCUGCCUAUGUGCUGGCCCUACAGUAUUUCUAGCCAUUGGACAACAGAAAACAAAGCCUUUUUCCUCUUCUCCGCGCCCGUCUUCACGUCUUCGCCUUGCCCGUCGUCCCGUCUUCGCCACGCCCGUCGUCCCGUCUUCGCCUCGCCCGUCGUCCCGUCUUCGCCUCGCCCGUCGUCCCGUCUUCGCCUCGCCCGUCGUCCCGUCUUCGCCUCGCCCGUCGUCCCGUCUUCGCCUCGCCCGUCGUCCCGUCUUCGCCUCGCCCGUCGUCCCGUCUUCGCCUCGCCCGUCGUCCCGUCUUCGCCUCGCCCGUCGUCCCGUCUUCGCCUCGCCCGUCGUCCCGUCUUCGCCUCGCCCGUCGUCCCGUCUUCGCCUCGCCCGUCGUCCCGUCUUCGCCUCGCCCGUCGUCCCGUCUACGACUCGCCGGUCAUCCCUUCUUCGCCUCGUGGUCACCCCGCCUUCGCCUCGCCCGCCAUCCCGUCUUUGCUUCGUGGUAGCCGCGUCUUCGCCUCGUCGUUUUGGUAUUGUGUGUGUUUUGCAAUGUUUAUUCUUAACUAACCCGUUGGCUGCCACCCACCUUUUAUCCCCUUUUUUUUGUAGCUUGACAGGGACGGGCCGCGCUGUUCUGCUCCAUGGCUAUCUGCUAUGAAGUGGAGCAGCGCCACUGCCCAAGAUUGGCCGAAUGGCCCCAAAGGCAAUGCACCAUAGGGACUUUCCCUUGAUCGAUGCGAUAGAUGAGACCUGGGGUGUGCAUUCCCGUAAAGGUCUCAUCAUCGUAUCAGCCCGGCCUACCCGGCCCCCUUGGUCGCUAUCCCUAUGAUAGCGACGUAGCGACCGUAGUUAAGAUGGCGUGGCAGCCAACGGGUUAGUUUUAAGUGUAUAUAUGUAUGUAUUGUAUGUUGUAUUAUGUGG